AUGGCCGACGACGCAAACCACACGCGGCAGCGACGAGCCCUCUCCCACGCCUUCAGCCAGAAGGCGCUGCUGGAGCAGGAGAGCAUCAUCCGCGGCUACGUCGACCUCUUCGUGGACAAGCUCACGCCGUACUCCGCCACCCAGACACCGAUCAACAUCUGUGACUGGUUCAACUUCACCACGUUCGACAUCAUCGGCGACAUGGCCUUCGGCGAGCCGUUCGGGUGCCUCAAGGACGGCGUCUUCCAUUCCUGGGUGUCGCUCAUCACGCAGACGAUCAAGGCCGGGGCCUACGAGCAGGCGACGAGGCGCAUGUUCAAGACGGGCAGCGUCCUGCAAAAGCUUCUCGUCGGGCUCAUCCCGAGUGAUCUCCGCGAGAAGAGGUUCCGUCAUCUAGAACUGAGCCGGGAGAAGUGUCUCAAACGCAUCGACGAAGGCCUCCGCCGCGAGCACAGGGACUUCCUCUACUACAUCCUCCGCCAGAACGAAAAGGGCGGCGUCUCCACCAACGAGAUCAUCCUCAACAGCGCCCUCUUCAUCGUCGCCGGCUCCGAGACCACCGCCUCCCUCCUCUCGGGCCUCACCCUCUGGCUCACCCGCACCCCGCACGCCUACGCCCGCCUCACCCGCGAGAUCCGCUCCGCCUUCCCCUCCGCCGCCGACAUGCACUUCCUCCGCCUCCAGGACCUGCCCUACAUGAACGCCUGCAUCGACGAGGCCCUCCGCAUCUUCCCGCCCGUGCCCACCGGCCUCACGCGCACGGUGCCCGCGCGCGGCGACGCCGUCGCCGGCGAGCACCUCCCGGGCGGCACCACCGUCUCCGUGUACAGCUGGGCCGCGACGCACUCGCCCGGGAACUUUUCGCGCCCGGACGAGUUCGUGCCGGAGAGGUGGCUCGAAGACGCCUACGCGGGGGAGAACAGGGAGGCGAGCCAGCCGUUCUCGCUCGGGCCGAGGGGGUGCAUUGGAAGGCACCUGAGUUAUCUGGAGCUGAGGCUGAUCCUGGCGAACUUGCUCUGGCAUUUCGAUAUCCAGCGGGCGCCGGUGGCGCCCGGGGAGGAGGACUUGUGGGACGUCGAGGGGGAUUUGAGGCAUGUUAAGGCGUUUAACACUUGGAAUAAGCCGCCGCUCAUGUGUACUUUGACUCCUGUCCGGAGGUAG
This is a messenger RNA of Colletotrichum karsti, 1161 nucleotides long. RefSeq names its product benzoate 4-monooxygenase cytochrome p450. The transcript is spliced from 3 exons. Bases 1 to 1161 code for a protein of 386 amino acids. NCBI's taxonomy places the organism in Eukaryota, Fungi, Ascomycota, Sordariomycetes, Glomerellales, Glomerellaceae. Gene Ontology annotation, molecular function: heme binding; iron ion binding; monooxygenase activity. The record is from RefSeq and is a predicted model, not a curated record.